AUGCGUCGUCCACCGGGAUUCGUGCAGUGGACGUCGUCCCUAGUCCUAUUGUUCGAGCUCACGGUCCGCGUGACUUCGACGAAGCAGCCGAAUAUUGUCUUUAUUCUGGCGGACGAUUUGGGAUGGAAUGACGUCGGCUUUCACGGUUCCGGUCAGAUCCCAACGCCGAAUAUCGACGCGCUGGCGUACUCCGGGCUGCUCCUCGAUAGAUAUUAUGUCACUCCGAUUUGCACACCGUCCAGAAGCGCUCUGAUGACUGGCAAAUAUUCUAUUCACACUGGAAUGCAGCACAGCGUUCUCAAAGGUUCGGAGCCGAGAGGAUUGCCACUCCACGAGAAACUCUUGCCGGAACAUUUGCGCGAGCUUGGAUACAGCACGCACAUCGUCGGCAAAUGGCACCUAGGAUUUUACAAGAAGGAGUACACCCCGACUUACAGGGGAUUCGACACCCACACCGGCUUCUGGGGGA
Molecule: messenger RNA, 469 nt
Organism: Vollenhovia emeryi
Lineage: Eukaryota; Metazoa; Arthropoda; Insecta; Hymenoptera; Formicidae
Product: arylsulfatase B-like
Exons: 3
Source: RefSeq, a predicted model, not a curated record